AUGACUGAAAUCAAACCGGGCGAGGUGCUCGACCGUGAUCUGCUGGGUGAAAAGGGUCGUGUCUCACACGACGAAGUAAUGCAUCUUGGCGAGCUGACCGAGGAGGAACGUGCCAUUGAGAAGAAACUCGUGCGCAAGAUUGAUGUCAUGAUCAUGCCGUUGAUUGUUCUGGUCUACCUGAUGAACUAUAUUGAUCGGAACAACUACGCCGCCGCUCGACUACAGGGCCUUGAAGACGACUUGGGCCUACGUGGUGACCAAUACCAGGUCGGUCUCUCCAUCCUCUUCGUCAGCUACAUCCUCGCCCAGGUGCCAUCCAACCUCUUCCUCAACCAUCUCGGCCGCCCGUCCAUCUAUUUGGGCUUUUUCACCACCGCUUGGGGGUUGGUGUCGGCCAUGACGUGCUUGGUCAAGGGAUUUGGAGGCAUCAUUGCCUGCCGAUUCAUGCUGGGUCUCGUGGAAGCACCCUUCUUUCCCGGCGUGCUGUUCUUCCUCUCCAAAUGGUACACCAAGAAGGAGCUCAACCUCCGCAUGUCCAUCUUUUACUCCGGCUCACUGAUCAGCGGUGCUUUUGGCAACCUGAUCGCCGCUGGAAUUCUCAGCGGAUUGGCUGGCCAACGAGGCCUCUCGGCAUGGCAAUGGCUCUACAUCAUCGAGGGUAGCAUCACCUGUACGAUUGGCCUGACCAUCAUGGCUAUACUCCCCGAUUUUCCCGACACCUGGCGAGCCUUGUCCCCGGAAAUGAAAAGAGUGGCGAACCGUCGGCUCGCGAUCGACGCGGCCGAAGCGGAUGUCGACGUGGGCGGGGCCAUGUCACAAUUCAAGGGCUUGAAGUUGGCCUUUACCGAUUCGAAGACGUACAUGUUGGCGAUUGCGUACAUGUGCAUCACUGGCGCCGCCGGGUUCCAAAACUUCUUUCCCACCCUGACGGCGACACUGGGGUACAACCACACCAUCAGUCUUCUGCUGUGCGCUCCGCCAUACGUCUUUAUGGUCUUCUACUCGAUGGCGCAUUCCGUGGUGUCGGAUCGAGUGGGCAACCGGUUCUGGUUCUUCAUGUACCCGAUCCCGAUCACGAUUGUGGGUUGUGUCAUCUUCAUGACCACGGAUUCAUUCGGGCCUCGCUACUUCUCACUGUUUCUGCUGGUCUUUGUCUUUGCCAUGAACGGCACAUGCUAUGCGUGGAUCGCCGGGGCCAUUCCUCGGCCGCCCGCCAAACGGGCCGCUGCGUACGCCUUUAUCAACUCGAUUGGAAAUUCGGCCAGUAUCUGGACGCCCUUUACCUACCGCACUCAGGACAAGCCACAUUAUCGUCUGGCAUUGGGGAUCUGUAUUGGCCUGCAGGUGGUGGCUGCGGUGAUGGGAGUCAGCAUGCGCAUCAAACUGAGCCGGCAAAACGCAAGACUGGCGAGAAUGGAGAAUGAGGAUGUGCCUCUGACAGAGCGAGACCUGGUCAAGUUACGCAAGACGGCUGAGAUUGAAGGCAUGGACCUGGGUACUGCGAGACGGCUACAAAAGGGGUACCGGUAUAUGAUAUGA
Messenger RNA from Capronia epimyces CBS 606.96, 1539 nucleotides. RefSeq lists its product as uncharacterized. Lineage: Eukaryota; Fungi; Ascomycota; Eurotiomycetes; Chaetothyriales; Herpotrichiellaceae. The record is from RefSeq and is a predicted model, not a curated record. Gene Ontology annotation, molecular function: transmembrane transporter activity. The transcript has 5 exons. Gene Ontology annotation, biological process: transmembrane transport. Gene Ontology annotation, cellular component: membrane. Bases 1 to 1539 code for a protein of 512 amino acids.